AUUUGUCCAAGAAUAGAUUAACUGAAGUUCCUAUGGAGCUGUGCCAUUUUGUGUCACUGGAAACACUAAACCUAUACCACAAUUGUAUUAAAAUUAUUCCAGAUGCUAUAGUGAAUUUACAAAUGCUGACUUACUUAAAUUUGAGUCGAAAUCAGCUUUCUUCUUUGCCAGCUUGCCUGUGUGGUCUUCCUCUAAAAGUCUUAAUUGCAAGUAACAAUAAGCUAGGUUCCCUUCCAGAAGAGAUAGGUCAGCUAAAACAGUUAAUGGAACUGGAUGUCAGCUGCAAUGAAAUCACAGCUUUGCCACAGCAGAUAGGCCAGUUGAAAUCUCUAAGAGAACUGAAUAUCAGAAGAAAUUACCUCAAGGUUUUACCACAAGAACUAAUAGAGCUUCCCUUGGUAAAGUUUGACUUUUCCUGCAAUAAAGUGCUCGUGAUUCCAAUUUGUUUUAGAAAGAUGCUGCAGUUACAAGUAUUAUUGCUUGAGAACAAUCCUCUGCAGUCUCCACCAGCACAAAUUUGUAUAAAGGGUAAAGUGCACAUAUUCAAAUAUCUGAGCAUACAGGCAUGCCAGAUUAAAACAGCAGACUCACUUUAUCUUAAUGCCAUAGAACGACCACACUUGCAGCAACCUGUGGAAGAAAGCAUUGAUGAUAUAUAUCCAAGUAAGAAGGAUUCUGAUUCAGGUGUUGGCAGUGAUAACGGAGAUAAACGUUUGUCAGCUACAGAGCCCUCUGAUGAAGAUACUGUCUGCCUUAAUGUACCAAUGUCAAACAUUAUGGAAGAAGAUCAGAUUAUAAAGGAAGAUUCGGGUCACCACAUCAACCUAGUCCAAGAAUUUCAUCAGGGACCUUCGCUCAUGAUUCACAAUGAGAAGACAAGAGAAGCAGGAAACCAGUUUGCUGAAGGAUCACAUCCCCUCACGACUGAAUUUAUGAGCUACAUCAAGGGCAGAGCAGCAGAAUGUGAUGAAUUAUUGCGAAUAGAAGAGGACACACAUUGGCAAACAGAAGGAAUAACAAAUACAUCAAACAAGCAAAAUAUUGAUAUAGCCAUGAUAGAUAAUUUAAAAGAAGCAGUAGAUUUGCUACAAGAUCCCAACAGAUUAAGCAUGGAUAUUACAGAGAGCAGUGAUGUGAAUCUGUAUCCCAUGGAAUCAACAACAGAUUUAGAAUUACAGGAUUCUACAGUAAAUGGCCAAAUGCAGAUGGAGGAGGCGCCUAUCUAUCAGAAUGAAAAUGCUGAGGAAGAACUAGAAUGUCAGAAGAGGAGAGAAUUGAUUAUAGAGAAAACCAAGACUGAAGCCAAAAUAGCAUAUAAGCAGGAUGAGACGCAACUACUGAGUCAGAAUGAUCUGAUUGUCUGGAAUAUAGGAGGAUGCAGUUCUCACAAUGAGAGUACGGAAAAAACUCCCACACAAUCUCCUACUACAAACAGCACAGCUCCUUUUGGCCUGAAGCCACGGUCAGACCCACCCCUCACUCUUCCUCCUAUCUCCUUCAACAAACUUACACAGGCUCAAACAUGGGACAGCUAUAGCUACAGUAUCCCAUCUGAAGGGGACACUGACAAUGUAUUUUUAAGACCUCAGAGAAAUUUGGAAUCCAUAGACCCUCAAUUUACAAUUCGGAGGAAAAUGGAACAGAUGAGAGAAGAGAGAGAACUUGUGGAGCAAUUGCGUGAGAAGGGAAAUUUUAUGCCUAAACUUAGCAUGGCCAAAUGCAGGAGAAAUGUGGAAAACUUUCUGGAUGCAUGUAGGAAACUGGGUAUACCAGAGGAGAAGCUCUGCCUACCACAUCACAUCCUAGAAGAAAAGGGCUUGGUAAAAGUGAGCAUAACAGUUCAAGCAUUGCUAGAUGUAACCACAAUGAAGCAAGCUUUAUUCACAUGAAACUACUAUUUCUGCUGUAAUCAGCUCCAAUGUGCCAUAGAACUAUCAAAACACUGCUCGUCUUUUCAAAGUGCAUUGAAAAAUAUCCUCCUGCUCCAAAAGAGUAUUCCUACAUUUCUGAACUGAAAUCAUCUUUCAGACUAUCUGUAUAUAUUGAACUGCAAACUAAUAAUCAUUUUAUAAAACAAACUGGCAUUUCACUGCUUUUAGAGCUCAAAUUUGUACAGCACCCAUUAAAACAGCCACCUCUCUGCCACUUACAUAAGUGUGGAGUACAGCUGCCUUGCAGCAAAAUAUCUUCAUCUUAUUAAAGCAAGAGCAUCUUCAUUUUUUUUUUUAAAUCCGAAUUUUAACCUUUUGUUUUUCUGCAGUUGCUUCAGGCCAUUGCCUUUUAAAAAUAUUCAGACAUAAAAUAUUUAUAUAAAUAUUAUUUAUUAGUGAGUUGUUAUUCAUCCUUUGGAUGCAAAAUAUAAAUUAGGAAACUGUAUUUUAUUACUGCUUUUUUGUGGUUAAACACUUUAUUUUAAUAUAAAAUUUUAGUUAUUUUUUAUUCUACUUGGUGUGCAGUAAUUCUAGAUCUCCAUAAUCGUACUUUCUAAUAUGUAUGAUAAACAGUAAGCAAAACUAGGUGCUUUAAUGAAAAGAACUGUGAGCUGGGAUGGCAUUCUAUGGGUUGGGGUUUGUGGAAGAUUAGUGUAGUUUCUCUGCAUUCCAGUUAGUUUCCAACAUUCCAGCAGCACUUCCCCCACCCCCCAUUAGAUGAAACUGGUUGAACUAAAGAGAAGCACACCUUUUUAUUUGUAUAUAGCUGUUAUUAAACAAAAAAAAAAAGGAAAGAUUAAACUUGAAAACAUAAAUGUGAACAAAUAUUUUUGAUUGAUACUUAUUUUACUAUGCACAAGACAUUAAACUUUUAUUACAACAAAAUAACUGAUGUGCAUUAGCAUCACGUGUCUUGAAAUAUAAUUUUGCACUGUACUCGGGUAAUCUUAAAAGGAUACAGCACUAUGGAACAAAUAAAAAAUAGCACAAGAAAUGUGAAAAUAGAAAGUUUUCUAGAGUGUCAAAUGUAUGUUUGGUAUUUUUUAAAAAGAGAAAAUAUAAUUUCAUUACAGUUAUUUUAGGGAGUUGUAAAGGCCUGAUCCUUCAAAUAUGGACUGCAGAUUGCAGGGCUUAUUACAUUGUAGCUAAUGUACUUCCGUGGGAUUUCUCAUCUUACUACGCACACUGCCCUGUAGUGAGUGUUUGCAGGAUCAGACCCCUUGUCCCAAUUCAGCAGUAGGAAAUAAAGUGUUUUUUUUUGUUACUUUUCAUUUCAAAAAGGAUGUUUUAAAGCUGAAGUUAUUGUUCAGUCCUUGUCAGACAAGUAUUUUAGGUAGAAAAGUUCUAGCAUAGUGAUUUUCACAACCUUUUAAACAUCCAUUUUUUUGGUAUGGAAAUCUAGUGAUGUAAGUGAUUUAGGCAAACAAGACAGGGAAGUUGCAUGUGGUAAAAAGGAUGGCUGUUAGGGGUCCAUGUUACAUUUAAGGAAGGAGAGUUUGAAAUGCAUUACAGCAAAAGUGAGACAAUGUAGAGGGCAAAUUAAAUAGAGAAAGAGGCUUUGGAGAGAGAAAUAAUCUGUUUGAAAGAAUGUGGACAUAGAAAGACACUGCAUUUAAAAAAUCACCAGUAUUCCAAUGAAUUACAUUUUUAAUCCUGAAUAUAUACAGUGUUUGAAUGCAGACCUUGUAUUUUUGACAUCACAGAUUAUGGUACACAUCGACAACAAUCUGUUGGGGGGGGGGAUGUGAACUCAAGGACAAUAUGACGACACAUACAGUAUGCAUGGACUAUUCAGUUAUUCGAACCAAAGCAAAAGUACUAUAGAGGGAACAUUGUUCUAUAGAGGGAACAUUGACUUACAUUGCAAUUUUGACUGGCAGCUAGCAUAUGGUUUCCUAUAAAAUGUAUUGUGCACUUUAACACUAAAUUAAAAUGUAUUUUAAUAUUUUACAGAGCUGCACAAAUACCUGUUUUGUCAAAUAGCAUGAACAAUGUAAAGAAAAUAAGUUUUCAACUCAGAGUAUAUCAAACUUUAAAAGCAUUCAAAAAUUGACUAUAUAAAUGAUUGCUGCAUCGAGGGGUAAAAUGCAGGUUCCUGAGUAUUUUUUUUUUUUUACAAUGUAUAUAUGGCAAAAUGAAGCUUUGUAAUUAUUAUUUUGACAUCCUGUUUUUUUUCCAUCAUUAAAAUUUGGUUUUCUCCUAGUAGUGACUUUCAGUAUUUGCUUAAAGUUGGCUGUAAAUAGCGCUUAAAUAUUUUGUAAUACGGCUUUUUUUAUGCAGUCUUAACCUGUAUGGCUAAAAAGAGAAUUUCAUGAAUCUUUGUACACUUUAUAUGUGCAAUAAAAAAUGCAUGGCCUCCUGACAAUAUCAUAAACAAUGAACAUUGUGUAUAUAGUGCAAACUUUACUGUAGCUGCAAUUAAAUCAUUUUAUUUGUAUUCAUUUACUAUCCUGCGACUGAGAAUUUGUACAAUAAAUCUAUAGUUGCUGGAGGAAAUCAGAAGCAAGUAAAAGAAGCAAAGUGCUUUUUUUUUUUUUUUUUAGAAACCAAAGUUCAAGCCAGAUCUAACUGAAGGCCCUUUGCUCUUGCAGAAUCUCUCGCCAGACAAGUUGCUAGAAACCCUCACCAUACACACAUGCAAAUAGACAGUUGUUAUGUUUGGGUUGUUCUGGGUGUGUUCUUGUAGCAUAGCUGUAUUUCAUGUAAAAGCUUUCUUUGAUGCAUUCUGUGCUGAGAGACCAGCAAAAGCUACGUAGCUAUCUUCCUGCUCUGCUUAAAUCAGUCAACACCUUAACUGGAUUAUUUUAUGAUCCUCCUCCAGUUUCUAGUUUAUUUGCCCACAAUUGGGGCAGUAGAGCUGUAGGGA
Chelonoidis abingdonii (Abingdon island giant tortoise) is the source of this 4797-nucleotide messenger RNA. The record is from RefSeq and is a predicted model, not a curated record. NCBI's taxonomy places the organism in Eukaryota, Metazoa, Chordata, Testudines, Testudinidae.